Molecule: messenger RNA, 1404 nt
Organism: Mytilus trossulus (common blue mussel)
Lineage: Eukaryota; Metazoa; Mollusca; Bivalvia; Mytilida; Mytilidae
Exons: 1
Coding region: 1-1404 (467 amino acids)
Source: RefSeq, a predicted model, not a curated record
AUGAUAAGUUCUAUGAUAAAAGUAUACCCAAUCACCGAGUUAACAAUACAUACUGUCCUGCUUCAUUCAAUUAACUCCACAGUAAUUGAUGCAUUUAACUACACAGUAAUUGAUGCAUUUAACUACACAGUAAUUGAUUCAAUUAACUACACAUUAAUUGAUUCAAUUAACUACACAUUAAUUGAUUCAAUUAACUACACAGUAAUUGAUUCAUUUAACUACACAGUAAUUGAUUCAAUUAACUACACAGCAAUUGAUUCAUUUAACUACACAUUAAUUGAUUCAAUUAACUACACAGUAAUUGAUUCAAUUAACUACACAGCAAUUGAUUCAUUUAACUACACAGUAAUUGAUUCCAUUAACUACACAGCAAUUGAUUCAUUUAACUACACAUUAAUUGAUUCAAUUAACUACACAUUAAUUGAUUCAAUUAACUACACAGCAAUUGAUUCAUUUAACUACACAGUAAUUGAUUCAUUUAACUACACAGUAAUUGAUUCAAUUAACUACACAUUAAUUGAUUCAAUUAACUACACAGCAAUUGAUUCAUUUAACUACACAUUAAUUGAUUCAAUUAACUACACAUUAAUUGAUUCAAUUAACUACACAUUAAUUGAUUCAAUUAACUACACAGUAAUUAAUGCAUUUAACUACACAGUAAUUGAUUCAAUUAACUACACAUUAAUUGAUUCAAUUAACUACACAGUAAUUAAUGCAUUUAACUACACAGUAAUUGAUUCAAUUAACUACACAGCAAUUGAUUCAUUUAACUACACAUUAAUUGAUUCAAUUAACUACACAUUAAUUGAUUCAAUUAACUACACAUUAAUUGAUUCAAUUAACUACACAUUAAUUGAUUCAAUUAACUACACAUUAAUUGAUUCAAUUAACUACACAUUAAUUGAUUCAAUUAACUACACAUUAAUUGAUUCAAUUAACUACACAUUAAUUGAUUCAAUUAACUACACAUUAAUUGAUUCAAUUAACUACACAUUAAUUGAUGCAUUUAACUACACAUUAAUUGAUUCAUUUAACUACACAUUAAUUGAUUCAAUUAACUACACAUUAAUUGAUGCAAUUAACUACACAUUAAUUGAUUCAUUUAACUACACAGUAAUUGAUUCAAUUAACUACACAGCAAUUGAUUCAUUUAACUACACAUUAAUUGAUUCAAUUGACUACACAUUAAUUGAUUCAAUUAACUACACAUUAAUUGAUUCAAUUAACUACACAUUAAUUGAUUCAAUUAACUACACAUUAAUUGAUUCAAUUAACAACACAGUAAUUGAUUCAUUUAACUACACAGUAAUUGAUACAUUUAACUACACAGUAAUUGAUUCAUUUAACUACACAUUAAUUGAUUCAAUUAACUACACAUUAAUUGAUUCAAUUAACUACAAUUAA